AUGAAGAGUUUCUUCGCCUUGUUGCUUCCUGUCCUUGCUGUCGCCACGGCGAUUCCCCGAGCUCCAACCGGCGCUUCUGACACUCCUGACCCCAAGGAGAUCCAGAUCGUCAGCGCGAGCUUCUCCGGCAGCGGCUGCCCCCAAGGCUCCGUCUCGACCACGAUCUCGCCUGACCGUACUGUGAUCACCUUCGGCUUUGAUCGUUUCCAGACCUACAUCGGCCCUGGUCUACCCGUGGCCGAGCGUACCAAGAACUGUGCUCUGCACCUGAGCCUCAAGUACCCGGGUGGCUUCCAGUUUGCCGUCGUGGAGAGCACCUACCACGGCUACGCUCAGCUCGAAGAGGGCGUUACUGGCGCCUUCUUCUCGACCUACUUCUUCUCUCAGGAUGCCGGCUCCACCACCACAACGCAGACUUCCAUCACUGGCGGUGGCAUUUGGCUCGAUGGCCAGGUCUACACCAAGCAGGACAGCAUCCCGACUGCUUCGCUGAUUUGGGCCCCCUGCGGUGCGACUGGCAUCCUCAACAUCAACAACCGCAUUGCUCUCACCUCGAAAAACCCCAAGGCUUACGGUUCCAUCACCGACGACGAUGCUACCGUCGCCUUCACCCAGCAAAUCAACGUCAAGUGGCAGACUUGCAAGAAAUAG
This is a messenger RNA of Colletotrichum truncatum, 651 nucleotides long. RefSeq lists its product as uncharacterized. NCBI's taxonomy places the organism in Eukaryota, Fungi, Ascomycota, Sordariomycetes, Glomerellales, Glomerellaceae. The record is from RefSeq and is a predicted model, not a curated record.